UGUUCCGGUUUCUGUCUGCCAGCAGGCAGCCAAAAUGUUGGCCAUUCUGUCUGUGCUGUUUUUAUACCUUUAUAAUCCGGUUAGCGGCGUUUUUCAGAAACUUUACUGCACCAUAUCAGACAGCUGUGAGUGCGACUUUAAGCCCAAUAUCAAAGACCUGGAGUGGGACCUCUACAAGAAUGUUUAUGGACAACAUCUGGCCCAAGACAUAGUGUCAGAGGAGGUGGCAAAGUUUCUUAAGAAUAAAAGCCCCGACCGGCCCCUGGUGCUGUCCUUCCAUGGCUCCUCUGGGACAGGAAAGACGUUGGUCAGCUCCAUGCUGGGAAAUCAUUUGUACGGCUCGGCGAUGAGCAGCCCGUACGUCCAUCAGUUUGUUCCGACGCUACACUUCCCCUUGCCUGACCGGGUCAAGGAGUACAGGGCGGCUUCUUCCACUCCAGCAUCAUCCAGCAGAAGCUCAUCACCCGCUUCGUUCCCUUCCUGCCGCUGAGCCGACGCCACGUGGAGCGCUGUGUCCGCUCUCAGCUCUGCCAGCGGGGCAGCUGCGCCCGCAGUGACGUGGUGGAGGCAGUAGGGGGCGACAUGAUCUACACUCCCGUCCAGGGACAGUACUUCUCCUCUACCGGCUGCAAGGCUGUCCCCGCCAAAAUCAACCUCUUCCUGUGAGUCGUGGGGCGAACUGUUUGUUGGUAUUAAAGGACUGAAAGGGAGACUCAUUCUGAGGACAGUCGGUGACAAGAAACAGAUCUCUGAGGCUGUUUGAAUCAGUUUCGGGUCGGGGNNGGGGGGGGGGCUGAACUCACUACCCCCCAUAUUCAAAGCCAUUUCUGUGCUGUCAAUGCUGAGUUUCUCUAAAGGCAUCGCUGCUGGUGCAGUCGGUACACGUCCUAUUGAGAGCACAGGAGACUUUAUUCCCUGAGCGUUAUUCAGUGUCAGACCUGGAGUCCUGUCGCGCUCUACCUCAGACCCAACUCUGCUUUUAAUUUAUGAACUUAUGAAGUUGGUACAUGUCACAUUACAGUUGCUGUUGGUUUGCCAUGAGCGGUCAUCAAUCAAUUUGUUUUUAAGCUUUUUUUUAUCCAGUAUUUAUUUCCAUAACACCAGUCUCUUUUCACGUUCAUACAGUCAUACUAUUCACUGCGGGAAGCUUCCCAGUUCGCCCACAGGUGUCCACAGCAGAUCCUACCUGGAACAGCCAGAGCGUCUCUUUCCAGGCUCCUCUGUUAGCCCACUAACAGCUGCUACAAAGCAAACAAAGAGUUCCUGAGAGAGAGCGAGAAAAAAAGAAUUGUAUUUUAGCUUGAUUAUGAUGCAUUGUGGCUUUAUUUUUUUAUUUUAAGAGGGUUGGGAUGUGAACUCACUCAGCUUGUGUAAAAGUGAAAAAAAACCUUUAGAAUAACAAAUACAAGGUUUUCAUUUUAAGUGAUUAGGAUGUAAGUCCAUGUAAGAUGAGAAAUAUACCAGAGCUUUAAGUAAGGAAUUUAGGGCAGGUGUUUUAGCUCAUUCCAUCAUUAGUUUUGAACCAAUAAUGAGAAUAUCUACCAAUACAAGUCCUUUAAUAAGAGCUCAGUUAUUAUCAAAAUAUCAACUCCCUCAAUAAAUGCAUCUAAUGAUCUCUAAAUAAUCAGUAUAACACAUCAUCCAAACUAAAUACAGUAUGUAUUGAAAUUAAACCAUGUCUUAUAGUAUCUAUGGAGACUGGACUUAAGGACUGAAGAGUGCCAUAUCUAUCAUAUCUGAUGCAGAAGAUGAUGGAGAUUUUACUUGAAAAUAGUAUCACUGCUGUCCAGCAGGGUUGAUGUCAUAGCUUUGAGCACAUCAUCAUUUCUGCCACCAGGUGGCACUAAAGGCUUCUUUUUGCCUUGAGUAGAAGAGGUGAAGCAGAGUUCACCUAUAGCUCUGUGCAUUUUGAUUCACUUCAUCUGGUAUGAGUGAGUUCAGUUAAAGAUGAUACUUGUUUCUUUAAUGUAGAAUGUGUUGUCUGUGUGUUUAAACACAAUCAAAGUGCACUUUACUUUCAUGGAGGAUAAAAUGGCUCUGAUUUAUUAUUGAGAAAAAACUGUUUGUCUCACUCUGUGAAGGCAAAGUGUGUGAUGAGAAGUCAGUAUGCACCUGCCAAAAUGAAUACUGUAGUUGCCAUGAGUUUGAAUUGUUUAGGACUAAUUAAUGAUUGUAAACCAUUAAUAAUUUGUUGUAUCAAAUGACGGCUGCAGCAGAGUCAGACAAUUAAAAUGCAAUGAAAAUGAUGCUUAAUUGAAUUGACAAGUGCAGCACUGUGCAGUAUUGGAGCAAAGACACAUGGACAUAGAAACAGAUGAAUAUUGACACACAGUGCAGACAGUCUGAGAUAUACAGGCCUUAUAUAUUGUUCAGUCAGCGGUGUCAACAUUUUCUAAAUGAAACCAUCAGUUUUUAGUUUAAUUUCCCUCCUUCCAGUACACAGAGAAGGUAGCCUGUAAACUUCCACCAGACACCAUGCAAAUAACGCUUGUUUUUGGCAUGUAGUUUUAACUGUGUUCAGAGGCCAGGCAGUGAGAGUAUUAGUGGCAGACUUCUUACCCUGUAAUAAUAAAAGAUAUAAUCUCCCCUUCAAGCUACAGCAGUCAUUAUCAGAAGUUAUUUUUCUUUUUGAACACUUCUGGCCUCUUCCAUAGGUUACCUGACCACUAAGUUUCCAGUUUCAGCCUCUGAAGUGUCUGGUGUUGCUUACACUAAAGCCAAAUGCAACUUCUGGUACUACAGUGAUGAAAAAAUAAAAAUUCCAAUAGCAAAUUAAA
Messenger RNA from Morone saxatilis (striped sea-bass), 2777 nucleotides. RefSeq names its product torsin family 2, member A (gene tor2a). The record is from RefSeq and is a predicted model, not a curated record. Gene Ontology annotation, cellular component: endoplasmic reticulum lumen; nuclear envelope. NCBI's taxonomy places the organism in Eukaryota, Metazoa, Chordata, Actinopteri, Moronidae. Gene Ontology annotation, molecular function: ATP hydrolysis activity; ATP binding.